Messenger RNA from Ostrinia furnacalis (Asian corn borer), 4856 nucleotides. RefSeq names its product CRK like proto-oncogene, adaptor protein (gene ckn). Gene Ontology annotation, cellular component: focal adhesion; axon. Gene Ontology annotation, biological process: cell surface receptor protein tyrosine phosphatase signaling pathway; axonogenesis. The record is from RefSeq and is a predicted model, not a curated record. Bases 529 to 3132 code for a protein of 867 amino acids. Lineage: Eukaryota; Metazoa; Arthropoda; Insecta; Lepidoptera; Crambidae. The transcript has 11 exons. Gene Ontology annotation, molecular function: signaling adaptor activity; protein phosphatase binding.
AUUACAUUAUCGAGCGAUCGCUAGGGCCGCGCGCCCACACGAGCGUGUCGGCGCGCCCGUCAAAAUCACGACCUACUCAAACGAAAUCCCCGCGUAAAAACGAGAAGAAAUUUCAUACAAAGGUAGGUUUAAUUUAUCGGCGAGUCACGACAACUCGAUCGAGCCGUCGUCGGAUUUGUCGGGUGCAGUGUUCGAGACUCGAGUCUUGGAGAGUCGCGGGGGAAGGGUGCUACCGCGCCGCGCGACGCUCCCGCGGCCGCCCGAUGCCGCGCUCUUUCUUCAGUCUGUCGCUCGCACGACGCCGCACCAGACGUCUGGGCCGCACGCUCGACAACUCGCGCUUCGACUAACUUGUGAUCAAACUUAGUGCAAGUUUCAAGUGGAUCGGAUGAUUGCAGUGUUGUGACGUUCGACAAUGAAAGUGUGUUAAGUGCUAAAACUAAUUUCUGGAAACUCGUGCCGAUGGUCCUCUUGAAUACUAACAUGAAAAUUAAUGGUCUGCCUUAGGAAUCGGACAGCGCGUUAGAAAUGACCAUUGAUAGAGCUGGUCGGCCCCCUGCGCCGCGCAGGGCCUCAUCCACCUACAGGAGCUACGAUGAGCUCGGCAUCAUCGACCGUGGUAGACCUCUGAGGUACCGCCACGGAGGCAUUGAGGACUUAACGGGAAUCGAGCAGCCAAGAACGUACAGAUCAUACGAGCCCAAAGACUUAGACGACAUCACUGUCAUAAGCUCGGAAGAACUCCCCAAACCGAAAAGGAAAACAAUGGACAGUCUCGCGAACGGGUUCAGAAGAACGUUCUCCGUUAGGAGUAGGAGGGAAGAGCCAGAGGGUAUACCGUUAGAGACGUUCAGUGUGACUUGUGAAGAGAAUUUCGCGACAGUGCGCGGCGCUCCUUUCGGGAGGCGUAGAUCUUUGUCGAGGGAUAGAGGGUCGUUGCUGGCUAGGAGUUCUUCGGAGGGAGACGUGAGGAUGCCGCUCCCCCGCGCGCCGCCCACCCCCGCACCACGCCUCCACCGCUGUCUUCGAGCCCUCGGCGGCAGCUGGAAAAACCUCCUUCUUUUGGGCGGGAUGUCUCGCGGCGGCAGCGGCGCCGGCAAAACUGCCACGGCCAAGCGAGUGCCGCCCCCCGCCGUGCCAGGAGACGCGUUCGGCACCCCGCAGCACCGCCACUCGGGGUCCAGCUUCGGCUCGCAGGGCUACGCGUCGUGCGAGGAGCAGCCGUACCCGCAGCCGCCUGAUACGCCGUCACAUACAAGAGAUGACCACUCCGAUUAUGGGAGUACGGUGUCGGGGGUGUCUGGGGUCAGCGGGGCCAGUGGUAGUUUGGGGAAGAGCCCCGCGGGAGGAGGGACGUUCACUUUCCCCCCGCCGUCACAGCCGCUCACUCAUAAAGCUGCUGUGUACUACCAUCACCAGCUAGCGCUUAGCGACGACCAGGGCAUUGAUAUGACUCAGAGCCCCGGUCGCGACAGCCCCGGGUCGUCGUCCGGAUCAGCUGGGUCGGGCUCCAGGCAUUCCUCCGCUUCCCUGGACAGCGGGCGGGCAUCUGGGCGCGUGCCCCAUCACCACCACGCGGCUUGCCACUGCGGGGACACUGUGGAUAGAGUCCGGGCUAUGAUCACGCAGGGAUUACCUGAUCCAGACAUCAUCCACGCGUGGCUAGCCGACCUGCAGAUGGAGGAAUACGCUCGUCUGUUCAUCGAGGCGGGAUAUGACCUGCCUACAGUAACCCGCAUGACGCCCGAGGACCUCACAGCGGUCGGCAUCAAGAAACCCAACCACCGCAAGAGGUUAAAGGCCGAGCUUGCCAAUCUGAACGUGCCUGAUAACCUGCCUGAUUAUAUACCGGGUUCACUAGAAGAAUGGCUGCGACUGCUGCGGUUGGAGGAAUACGGACCAGCACUGGUGGCUCAAGGGUACCGCACCGUGCAUGACGUCACACAACUCGCUUGGGAGGACUUAGAAGACAUGGGCAUCGUUCGGCUCGGUCACCAAAAGAAAAUACUGCUGGCCAUCAAAAGAGUGAAGGACAUUAGAGCGGGCAAGCGAAGCAUCAGCAACCAGGGUUCGCUGGACUUCGCGCGGAUACAGCCUGGACAGGAUUUAUAUCCGAGGGAGCUCCAUUACCAGCCGUGGGAGCGGCACGCCAGGAGUUACCAUAAACCCCCCGACCUAAACUUUGACGCCCUACACACGCCCCUUUGUGGCACAGACCUGGUCCCCAUUCAGAUCCGCCACCCGCGCGGCAAAUCGCUCGAGAGCCUAGAAGACCCUUCAGAGAGAACAUCGCACACGACUUUUUCUCCGGACGCGGGGUUCUACUACGGCGCGGGACAGUGGCGGCGGUCGUACGACGACGGUGACAUAACGCCGACGAACGACAGUUCUUACGAGGGUGGAGGGACGCUGCCUCGUCCUAGGGGAUUGGUUCGUCCGCGCCCAGUUGCUAAAAUCCAAGCGACGCCAGCGUACAGAGACAAGUCUCCGGAUUAUACGUACGACGAGAUCGCGUAUUCCGCUCGCUUGCAGCGCGUGGCUUACGGGGCGAGUCCCCACGUGGCGCGGAAGCCGCCGCCUGACCCGCCUAAGCGGCAGAGCUCUCAGUACGCGCCGUUCACUCGCUUCGGCCAGACGACUGUGGAGAUCCACCCUGAGAAGAGUCUCCCGUUGAGCCUGCCAGCGUAUCCUAGCUCGGACUCGCUGAGCGUGUCGCUGGACAGCACGGGGCUUCUGCCGCCGCCCCCCGCGCCGUCUUCACCCCCGAGGAGAUAUGACGAGGAUAAGCUGCGAACGGGAUCUGAUGCCAGUUUUAAGUCGAGUUCGAGCACCGAGUCGGACAGCAUUCCGUUCGCGAACGAAAACGCGGGCACGAUAAAGCAGAACCGCGGUCAAAUCAGCGGCCGUCCUCACACAGUGGACUACGGACGCGCGGGCAUCCCCCUCGCCUCCCUCCCCCCGCGGCCCGAUAUCAAGCCCACCACCCCCCACUCCCUCCCAGAAAAAGACGAGGGAAAAAGCACAGAACCCGUCGACGUACUCAACGACAUCGGAAACAUGCUUGCCAACCUCACGGACGAACUAGACGCCAUGUUGGAAGAAGAGAAACGACAGGGACUCGCGGAUUCCUAAAAAAAAAUAAACGUUGGAGUGAACUCGAAUAAAACUUUUGAAAUUCCAAAGAUUGUAUCGGCAGUUACAACAGUUUUGUUUUGUGUGGGGCCAUCGGAUUUUAGGACGAAAUAAAAUGUAACAGUAGGUGACUAAUGAAAUAAUCAAGUACAAGACAACUAAUUCCAUCAGUUUUAGAUCCAAGUGAGAAAGAACCUUUGUACUUUUGACUGCUUUCCCUCCGAUACGAUGGCUCCUAGAAGCGUAACUAUUAUGAAAGAAACUUGGUCCAUGUAAAACGAACGACUCCGCUUGCUUAGCACAUAGUUUUGUUACACGUCCUGCCAUCGCCAGCGUUUAUACUUACACAGGAUACACUGUAUGUACUAUAUAUGUUUUCUAUCUAUGUAGCAUUUGUACCGAUGUAGCGUAUUUUAUACAUCCAAUGUAUGUAUGUAUUUUACACGUUUUUUAUUAAAUAAUAACGAUUUAUUUUCAAUUUUAAUGAACUGUGUGUUUUUGUUGUUUAUUUAAAAAAUAUUUUGUAACGUAGUUCCUUAUUUAAUAGACGUUAAAUCUACUUAUUUUUCGUUGGAGUGACAAAGGGUAGUUAUAGGCGGAUCCAAACAGAUGAAAGUGGCUAUUUUUGUAAAUAUUAUUUUACUUAAAUUAUGUCAUAGAUAAAAUAUAUCCCAGUAGCUAGUUUUUCAUGUACAAUAAUAAAAUUGUAGAUUACUCGAGUAAAAUGUAGAAUGGAGUAGUUAGAAUUUAUACAAAAUACUAGCUCUAGAUAUAGUGUGAAAAUUAGGGGGUUACGUGAUUAUUGUAUAAUAGACAUUCAUUUAGUGAUAGACCUCAUAGAUAUUGUAUGUUAUCGUUCUUAUACUGCAUUAGGACAUGCCCGUUGCCAUGCCAUGCUUCCACGAGCUGAUAUUAAAGUUUCCAAAAUACGGCUUGAGCAAACUCAAUAAAACCUGCUAACUGUAAAAGGAACAGCCUUACGUCGGCCAUACUUUAUAGUAUAGCAUCGCAUGUACCUCUUACGACAUCUAAAUAAUGUAAGCGUUAAAUUACGAUCUCUUUUUGUUUCCUAAUAUUUUUAACGCAUGUCCUCAAAACUCGUGAUAUUUAGAGGCCAUAAAUCGAUUACAAUAUUUCGAUACAUUUCUGAUAAGUACGUACUAUUCGUGUAUUUGUAACUUGUAACCACAUAAAAAGUAAUUGACACAUUUAUUUUUAUUUACUUAGCAUUUAAGUAUCAAACCAUAAUAUGUAUGUAUCGAAUCGUUUGAAGUUUAUGUAGACAACACAAUCAUUCAAUGUAAUCAGAAAUGUAUACGAAAUGGGUUCAUAUAACAUUAACUCUUGACUAACACCAUGGAAUGUACAAUAAUAACAACUAAACAUAGCAAAUUAUGGAAUAUAAACUAAGCUUUAUGUAAAUAUCAUGAACAUCCGUGUUUCUACACAGUCUUCUUUGAUAACGGCUCCUAUUUCGACAUUUUGUAAUACCUACUUUACUGAAUUGUUGUACGUACCAAAUGGACACCACAUGUUCGUGUCUAAGAUUCCAAAGAUCAUCUUCCAACAUAAAAAAUAACUUUUUCUAUUCGACUUUUUAUUAUAUCUAGACGAAACAGACAUUUUCUGUUUGAAAAACCAAUUUUCUUAUGUUAUUUACUUAGACAUGAAUGUGUGAAAAUGCCGUCACUCUAUUUACUUUGUAUGAAGCUAGAACGGUGCUA